Microcebus murinus (gray mouse lemur) is the source of this 2180-nucleotide messenger RNA. RefSeq names its product anthrax toxin receptor-like. The record is from RefSeq and is a predicted model, not a curated record. Lineage: Eukaryota; Metazoa; Chordata; Mammalia; Primates; Cheirogaleidae. Gene Ontology annotation, molecular function: transmembrane signaling receptor activity. Gene Ontology annotation, cellular component: plasma membrane; cell surface.
UUCUGCCCCCAGGGUGGGGGAAGGGCAGGCAGGUAGCUGAGGCAGGUGUCCAAAGAGCCAGCUACUGUCCCUGGUCCCUGCAAUCUGGGCAGGUACCUGGUGUUGGGCCACAGUGCUCACUGCGGAAGGGGCGUGGCCCCAAGCACAGGUGGAGGUGGCAGAGAGGGUGGCCAGAGGUGGCUGGUGCUCAGAGAACCUGGGCCUUGGCCCAGGGUCCCAAGAGUAAGCUGGGGUCACAGGGACAGCCAAUAAAAUGGGGAGCCAGAGCCCCCGGGUGCCUGGCUUCACUCUUGUCCUCCUGCUGCUGCCACCUCCAUUGAUGCUUAGCAUGGGGAGCUUCCGGUACCACAGCGCUAAUGGUAGAAUCAACUAUGACUACUCAAACCCAUACCCCAUGAGCUUCCAAGAGCAGAAUGAGAGGGCUGGCAAAGGCCAUGGAAAGAGGAGUCAGGAGUACUGCAAUGGAGCCUUUGACAUCUACUUCAUUUUGGACAGGUCCGACAACAUGAAGUCCUGGCCUGACCUUUACACCUGUGUGAAGCACAUUGCAGGGAAAUACGUAAACCCGAAGCUGCGAAUGUCCUUCAUCACCUUCUCUACAAAAGCUGAAGUCAACAUCUGGCUCACCUCAAACAGAGAAAGCAUCCGUGACCAACUUACCCUAUUGGAGGACAUUGAACCUCACGGAGAAACUAACUUGCAGAAAGGAAUUAGAAAGGCAAAUGAGCAGAUUCGACAAGCCAUGUCUGACGACAUCAAGGUGUCCAGCGUGAUUAUCAUUUUCCUCAGUGGAAAACUGAUGCCAGAAACAUUUAAGGAGACGCAGGAGGAACUUGCCAAGGCUCAGAGAAUGGGGGCGUACAUCUACUUCGUGAGUGCGAACGUGAACAACAGAGAGCAGGUGGAAGCACUUGUAGACAGCCCAGACCACAGGUUCGCAUUAGGCAACGGACCCGCUGAGCGGUAUGGCCUAGUGGACUUGAUCGGAACAAAGGCCUGUCUUGAGGUUCGAUCUGUGGAGCCUUCCACUGUGUGCCUGGGAGAAUCCAAGCAAGUGGUUAUUCAUGGAUAUGGCUUUAAUAAUGCAAAGGAGAAGGACCAAGUUAUUUGCAGAUUCAAGUUCAGGAACACCAAAGUCAUUGAUCAACGACCAAUCGGUAUGGGUGAGAAUUCCAUCAUUUGCCCUGCACCAAACAUAGAAAGUCAUGAAGAGCAGGUCUUUGUUGAAGCAAGCCUGAAUGAUGGCAAAAACUUCCUCUCCAAUGACCUUAGUAUAAAGAGCACCGGCUGUAGCGCUGGUCCCCAACGCAGUGCCAGUCUAGUCCAAGACGACGACGACGACGACUUCAUCAGUGGUUCACGGCGGAAGAGUAUCCUACCAAUACCGGGCCUACCAAUACCGGGCAUACCAGGCCUACCAAUACCGGGCCUUGGAGGUGAUCCCGAGCCAGCUGGCCCAUUGGAGGGCUUGACAAGCAACCCUUUAUUCUUACCCCUGCUCCUGCUGGCCCUGCUGGGGCUCCUGCUGCUGAUAUGUGGGAUCUGGUAUCUGUGCCGCAGGAAGAAGAAGUCUGGGCAGAGGGCAGAAAAGGUGGAACUGGCGUGUGUCCCGUUAGCAACACAGCCCGUGACACCAUGCCCACCGCAACCUGCCGUCUGCCCGGCCCCCACAGUGGUUGUCAGUUGCUGUGAGAACCAAGGAGUGUGCAGACUGUGCAGGACGAGAAUGAGGAAGGACAAUCUGGGCACCAUGUGUGGCUUCGCUCAGCCCAGCUGCAACCAGGUGUCACCGAUGUGGUGUCCACGCAGGUUCCAGGGGAGGUGCCUCAACUUACCCCUGAUGCAGCCCCCAUGUGCACCCUGCGGCCCCAAGUUCUGCCUUCGAUACAACCAGGAUUGCCUUCCGAUGACACAGGCACCCUGCGUCUCGAAGGUCUGCCUUCCACACAGCUGGGAUUGCCUGCCCAUGACGCAAGCACCUUGCAUGUCCAGGUGCCAACAGCUCCCAGCCAGCUGCUCCAGGCCUUCCUCCAGGAUGCUGCAGCUAUCCCCUCCCCCUGCUCAGUGUCUCCGCAGAAUGCCUAUGUCCCUCCCACCCCUAUAGCCUGACCUCUAAGGCACCAAACACCCACAAUUAACAAGCCUUUGUCUGCCAAAUUAGACAUAUAUAUUGAGUCUUG